This is a messenger RNA of Caenorhabditis angaria, 7883 nucleotides long. The record is from the annotation of a GenBank genome assembly. Lineage: Eukaryota; Metazoa; Nematoda; Chromadorea; Rhabditida; Rhabditidae.
AUGCCCCACGUCAUAGCUCAAAACUCCUCGGAUGUUCGAAUUUUCCAAUUAACAGAAAUGUGAGUUCACGGGAUUUUUUAAAUGGUUUUUUGCCACGUCAUAGCUCAAAGUAUUGCGAAUUCUCUAGCUCAUUUUGAAAAACGCCCCACCAGUCGAAAAAAUUCCAUGCAUUUUUUCGUUUUUUUUUUCGAAUUCGAAUUUACAUAUAUUUUCUUCUUGUUUUUCUUGGUUCCUCGUUCAUUUUUCUUCAUUUUUUUAUAUUUCUCAAAAAAAAAAAAUAGCUGGGCCCCUCUCAAAAAUCCCUUAAAAAUCCAAUUUGUCUGUGUGUGUGAAAAAUGAGGUCAUAUUUUUUAUAUAUGUAUAUAGAUAGAUAUCUCAUUUUUUCAUGUGAAACGCAAAAAGGCAAAAAAUUGGGUGGUGUGAAAGAAGAAGAUGACUAAUUUUUGACGACAUUUUUGCUCUAGCCCCAGGCCAAAAACGCAAAAAUACUACGCAUCUUUUUUUAGAGUAAAAGGCGGCCAAAAAUUAUUAUGUGACUCUCGAUGAGCUUUUUUUUCACGCAUAACUUAAAACAAUUUAUUAUUUCCAGUUUUUCUAGUCGGCGAUUUCUUUUUUUUUCAUUUUUUGAUUUCAUCAGGAGAUUUUAGAAAGUACUGUAUUUUUGAAAAAAAAAAAACUCCGUUCCAAAAUUUUAUUUCGAAAAUUUUACGGAUUUUUUUGUUCUGACAUAUUUUUAGGGGACUGUAGUACUGUAAAAAUCUUAUUAUAAUCUUCUUCCUCUCUGAAACUUUGGUAUUCCAGGUUCUGAAAAAGUACUUUUGAACUAGAGUGAAUUUCAGAAACUUUAGUUUCCAAAUUUCUGAAAUUUAAAUCAAAAGAAAUCACGUGGCACUUGUUUUCCAAAAAAAAAUGGUAGAUUAAAAAUUUUGCCAAAAUUUUUGAAAAAAAAGUUCAAAAAACGUUAUUUCCCGCGUCCUUUUGUCUUUCACUUUUGGUUUUCCGUCCAGUUUUUUCUUCUUUUUAGGCAGUCGGACACAAAUCAAAAAAGAAAAAGGACAUCAAAAAGUUUGAUGUGUGAGAAGAACAAGCUAAGCAAGAAGUGAAAAAUUCAAUUUUUCUCCAGCUUUUCCUUCUUCUUCUUCCUGACUUCUUCUUCUUGACACUGACAAAAAUUUCAUCCAUUUCAUUUCUAUGUUUUUAUUCGUAUUUUAUUUUCUCGUCGAGAAAAGUGUCCAUCAAUUUGUUUUUAGGUUAGAGGCCCCCUUGAAAUUGUCUGGUGCACUUUUUUGAAGUUGAAGUUUAUUUUCGGUAAACUUCGGACAUAUUUAUUUUUCAUCGGGUUUCAGAUUUUUUGCUCAAAAAUUAAAUGCCAGAUGUUUUGAGAAAUUUCCAGAUUUUCUGAGUUUUCAGGAAAAAAUUUGAGCUACAGUAGUUCAUUUGUGCCACGUGGAUUUUUUAUGAAAUUUUCAGAUUUUGUCACGUGGAUUUUCCUUGUUAAUCUUGAAAACAGAUCCACGUGGCAUUUUUCGCGUCAAAAUACAGUAAUCCUAAACUUCUAACAAAAUUUUGAAUGUUUUGGAAUUUAGUUUACAGUAAUCCAGCUAAUUUGAAAGGACAUGUAGCUUUAAAAAGUGAUUCGCUACAGUAUCUCGAAUUUAAAGGUGCAUUAUAUUUGUAUCCUACAGUAUCCAAAAAGGUUAAAGGAAGUUCCAAAAAAAAUCAGUGGUUUCUAGUAAUCCUUGAAAUUUGACGGAACUAGUAUUUUCCACGAUAGCCUUAAAUUAAGAUCUCUAACUUCAAAGGUACAAACCUACAGUAACCCAAAAACUCUCAUUGUCAAAACCAAUUUUUCGUUUUUUUUUUCAAUCUCGCGCUCAAAAUAUUCCCCAGACUAUUUUUUCUGAUUUUUCCAACCCCAAAAAAUAUGUCAAUCCAAAAUAUCCGCCUACCCAAAAAAAAACGAAGCAAAAAUACAUUUUUUUUUUUCUGUUCAAGCUUCUUCUUCUUCUUCUCACAUCAAUUUUUGUUUUGUUUUUUCUCAAUUUUAUAGCACAAAAAAAGUCAGAAAGUAGGAGAGAGAAAAGAGUAAGUAAUCAAAUUCAGAUGGUCCAUUUCAUUUCUUUUUCGUCGUCAUUUUUUUUUCUGUUUUUAGUUUUUGAGUGGGUGCUGAAAUUAUUGCUGAAAAUCUGAAAUUCGAGUAGCUCAGUGGUUGUGGUAGCUGCUGUCAAUCUCAUGGUCACAGGUUCAAAUCCCGGUGUCGUCUUUUUUCGUUUCUCAUUUGGAUUGCAGCUGGGACUUUUGUGAAAAAUUGCCUGGGGGGUUUAUUUACUGAAAUUUUCUGAAAUCUGAAACAAAUCAGAAUCUUGCCACGUGGAAUUCUGGAGCCAGAAGAUUUUUUGAAGAGACGAUGCUGAAAAUCUCUAUAGCCCGGGAUCAAAUCUGAAAUUCUGAGAACCAAUGGUAGUGGUGACUGCUGUCAAUCUUCGGUUCGAUGGAAUUUUUCUGAAAAUUUCAAAAAUCUGGCUGAAAAACAGCCUAGGGCUAUAAUUUCCAAAUCGAAACUGAAAUUGAAAUUGAAAUUGAAAAAAACAAAUUAUUUUGUUUUGUUGACCUUUUUGUUUAUGCAGUCGGUUUUUUUUUUUUAAAAAAAAAGUUGAAAAUUGCUCAUUUUUGCUCAACAAGUGUUCUCAAAUAUCAAUUUUUCUUUUUUUUUCUGAAGAAACAAGAAGUUUUGUGUAGUUGUCGGAGAAAAAUGAAGAAAAGCACAAGUUUCAGAUUUCAUGUGCCAAUUUUCUCUUGAGAGGAAGUUUCUUUUUGAUUUAUUUAAUAUAAUCCUAACUUCUUCAUGAAGAUUUUGCCACGUGGCAUUUGCCCAAAACAAUUCUCCACAUGUUUUUUUCCAAUUCCAACCCUCAAAUUAUCUCAAAAACCAUCUCCCCCUCCUCCUCAUCAUCACAUAAAAUUACGAACCGAACUCGCGUUUUUUAGUCGGAAAAUUUUCGCAAUUUUGUGUGGGUCUCAGCCGGCUCGCGGAGCAUUUUAAUUUUCUCCGUAAAAAAAUGAUUUGAAAAAAGUUUUUCUCGGGGGAAUUUCGUGAACAUUGGUCUUCUGAACAAUUAUGAUUUUUUGUUCUUUUUCCUGGUUGCGAUAUAUCCAUUACAAAUUGUUUAGCCUGAAUUUGAGAUUCAGAUUUUUCAGCUGGAAAUUUCUAGGCUUCAGGCUUUAUUUUUAGUCCACCUUGAAAAUCAAUUCCUAUCUUAUCCAAGGCCCACUAAUUUUUGCCACGUGGAUUUUCCAAGUCUAUUCUGAAAUUCCUGUUUUCCAUAGUCCCUGGGGAAUAUUCAAUUUUUCAUUUCGAAAAAAAAACAACGAAAACAAUUGAAAUAGGUUAGAUGUGCAGUACUUGUUAUGCCCUUCUGAUUUUAUUUUCUUCUCUUUUUUAUUUCAUUUUUCACUACAGCUCCUCUUCUCUCAUUUAUUAUUUUUUAUGGAUGUGUUUUUUUUCUAGGUCUUGAAUUACAGUAACCCGUAGGUGGAAUGAGAAGCGAAAUUUUUGGGGAACAGAUGUUCAGUUAGGUUGGUCACAUAAUUUUUCUAGGCUUGAGUUCGGGCUUCAAAUAACUACGCCUAAACGUUCAUCGAAUAAAUUCAGGUCAGGACCAGUUGAAACUUGUUCAAAAACCAAAUUUUCAGAGAUGUCUGAACAUUUUCUGAAAAUAACUCAAAUCACUUGGGACUUUUUUGAACUUUUUUCUAAUUUUGGAAAAAUCUGCAAAUUGUUCCUUGUUAAUCUGAACUUUUCAAAUUUUUCUAGCAGAAAUUAUUGAAUUUUUUUCUCUGAAGAUGACACUUUUUUUCAAAAUUCUAGUCUAGUCUUAAAAAACGUUCCAGACAGAGUUUCAGAUAUCUGAAACUUGUGUAGUUCUUAUUUUCCUUCCCACCUAAAAAAAGGGCACAAAAACAAGGGUACUAUAGUUUUUGCGUCAUUUUUUUCUGAAAGAAAACACUUGACUUUCAAUCAAGAAAAAAUCUCGAAUUUUUUGUUUUUUUUUUUUUGAGAGAGAGAGAGAGAGAGAGAAAAAUAUCUGAAAUUCAGCAUCAGAGAAUAAAAUAAUCAAUCCAAUUUUUGUCGCGACUAACUAACCUAAUAAAUUUUGUGUUGCGUAGAUUUUUUUGAUGAUGAUGAUGAAAAAUCUAGUCUUUGUUUUUUGAAGAUUUUUUUGUUCGACACGUGGAAUUUUUGCGUUAUUCAAAAAAAAUUUCAUUUCUGAAAAUAAUCCAAAAAAAUUCGAAAUUUUCCUGGUUUUGUUUUUCGAAGAUGUUUUUUUUUCAAAAAUAUUUUUUCCAGACACACACUUUCAUAUUUUUGUUGGUUCCGAUGAAUCGCCUGAAUCCGAAUUCAUAUUAUUUUUUGUCGAAGGCGUAAAUAAUAGUUUUUGUGUGUUUGCUGUGUCGAAAUUUUGUUUGGAUUUUAUUUUUUGCUCUCCAAUUUUUCAUUGUGCUUCAUUGAUCAUCAACAUAUCGAAAAUAUUCGGAUUUGCAUAUUAUUUUUUGGAAUUUUAUUUUAGACAAGGUGAGUUUUGGGAAAAAUUUAGGGAGAUUUCUCAUCUUACUGUAGUUUCGGUGAACUUCCUGAUCUUUAAUAUUUGAGGCCAAAAAAAUUGAAAAUAAUUUUUCAAUUAUACUAAAAAAUAAAUGAAAAUGUUUAUAAUUGCUAUCUUCAAUUACACUUUAUUUUCCUGCAUUUUUUGUAGCAUAUAAAAAGUGAAUGUUAAAAUUUUGCCACCACAAAAUGUUUCAACUUUUCAGAUGGUUUGCGAUAUGGGAAGUGUGAACUAUACGGGUCCCGAAUGGCUGGAAAACUCGAUUGCCGAAAUUGAUGUGACCUAUUCGAAAAUUCAUCCAUAUGUUUCGGUGGUUCUGUGUCUAGCAGGUUGGUUUUUUCCGGCGAAGAAAUUUGUGUGCCACGUGGAGAUUUUUUUUGAAAUGUUUUUUGGGACCCGGAAACUAUUAAAAAUUAUAAGGAUUUUGAAUGAGUUAUUUCCUGUUUUCUUUGGAACUUUAUUUUGGUUGUUGGGAAAAAAGUUCAAAAAAAAGGAGGGAUUGAGGAUUUUGAGAUUAAAAAUCCACGUGGCAGAACUUUUAGUUAGGCUCAGACUCAGGAGUGUCAAAAAACAUAGGCCUAUGUUUAGGCUAAUUAAAAAUAUAGGUUGAAAAAAAUAUAGGCUUGACAAAUAUUUCAGGCUUGGUAAAAAACCUAGGCGUGUGUUGUUCUCUAGUUAAAAAGUUAUAGGCCCAUCCUCAGGCUUGUCAAAAAAAAUGUCAGUUAAAUAAAAACAAUUAAUUUUGCAGGCACCGUAAUGAACAUCAUAACAGUAGUUGUGCUAACUCGCCCAACAAUGCGCUCUGCCGUCAAUUCGCUGCUCUGCGCAAUUGCUCUUUGCGACAUUCAAGUGAUGACAUCGAAUUUGGUUUUCGUCACACAUUUUUUACUUUUUGCCGGGUACAGGUUUGUUCCAGAUUUCCUGCAUGAUUCUCCGCUUUUUUUUGCCUUUUGCCUUUUUUCUCACAAUUUUUAUCCCAAAAUUUUUGAGUGACACCAAGUGAGUUUUUAUAUGCUUCUCCUAUCAUUGUGAAUUCUUCUAACUUCUACCUUUUGGUUUUUUUUUUGAAUUGCACUCCAUCUUUUUUUGUGUUCUUAUUUGGAUAGGUUUUUUCAGUUAGUUAGCUAGCAUAAGAUUUAGAACGUUUUUUAGUUACUUUUUCGGUUUUUUUAAUGGGGGUGGAGUUUUAUGGCGGAUUUUUUGCCACGUGGAAUUGUAUCCGAAAAUCCACGUCAUUUUGAAUCUAAAUAAGCCUAAGGUUACUGUAGAUUUUUUAUCUACAGUAUUUUGAAAUCCACCCACAAAAUAAACUCUACCUCCUAUUUUCUACCCAUCCACAAUUCUCCAUAACCCUCCCGAAAUUUCCAGAUGUGAUCCCACGGACUACAACAUUUAUUGGGCCUAUUUUCUCUACUAUCAUUCUCAAACUACCGUAAUCUUUCAUGCCACAUCAAUUUGGCUUACUGUACUUUUGGCGCAGAUUCGUGUGUUUUCGAUUCGUCGUGCGACUUCUGUGGGUGGCGAAUCGGUCACAAAUCAAACUACGAUAGUUAUUGCUGGCGCAACUUUUGUUGUAGUGAAUAUGUUGAAUAUUCCGAAUUUUAUGACUUUCAGGGUGAGUUGGGUACUGUAGGAGGUACUGUAGAAUUCUCUGGAUUGUAAAGGUUCAACUUCAUUUUUCUAACAAUAAAUAAAUUGUUUUUUCCCGAGAAAUUUCUGCAAAAUUCCAAAUGUUUCCAGAUAAUCGAUGCCGACUCAAAUACCUGGUUCCAAAAUUGUGGCGAACUGAAUUAUACGGUCAAAAUUUAUCUGGUCACCGCCUCAGAACAUUGUGAUUUAUUGAAAGUUAGUGGGGAUUCUGAACAUUUCUGAUGAAAUUUCAAAAAAACCCAGCAAAAAUACGUUUCACAGUUUUUAGAAAUUUUUACGAUUCACAGAAAAAUUGAUGAAUUUCCACCCCAGAAUCAUGUGCAGAAAAUCAAGGUCCUCAAACCUCAAUUCCUUUUUCUAGAUCGCUUAUUGGACCAAUGGAAUAUUAUUCAAAGUUGUUCCUUGUCUCCUCCUCACAUUCUCCAUCGUCGCCCUUGUUUCAAUAAUUCGUGAUGUCUCACAACGUCGCAAGAACUUAGCGCAAGUCAUGAAUAAGAAACGUAUGCCACGUGAUCACACAACCCCGAUGUUGGUCGCAGUUUUAUCGAUUUUUCUGUUCGCCGAAUUGCCGCAAGGACUUUUGCAUGUUUUGAAUGCGAUUUUCACGGCUGAAAGUUUUCACGACAAGAUUUAUGCGCAUUUGGGAGAUACUAUGGAUUUUUUGUCGUUGAUUAAUUCGGCGGUGAAUUUUAUCAUUUAUUGUGCGAUGAGCCGGAAGUUUCGAUGUGUAUUUAUUCAGAUUUUCUUGGCUUGCUUGCCCCAAAGUGUUAUCAGGUCAGUGUGGGGUUUGAAGGAGAAAAGGGCUUGAGAUUUGAGAAUUUUUAAUUUUUCUAUAGGACAGUUUUGAUUUUCCCAGAUUUCCGAAACUUUAAGAAUUUCAGCCUUGAUCAAAAAUCCACGUGGAAUAUUUAGAGAAUAUUCAAAAUCAGAAUUUUUGAAUAAGAAUUUGCCAAAUUUUUCAAAUUUCAAAAAUGUUGAAAUCCACGUGGCAGAUUCAGACGAUGCAAAAACGAAAAUUUUCACAGAAUGAGAUUUUUGCCACGUGGAUAUUUCGAAAUGUAAUUUUCAGACUUUCAAAACUUGAAAAAAUUCACAGGCAAAAUUAUUUCUCAAAAAUCCCAAAUCUCCAAAUUAUUGUUCUUCAGAAAAUACGCAAUGGAAGCGUUUGUCGAAGGCGAUUUCUCUCGAAUGCGACCCACCGAUUUGACUCGAACCGAACAACUUGCACUAACUUCACAUCGAGUGUCAGCGAGUUCAGUGUUGUUGCCGCCGUCCAGAAAUAACGAGCAACCGAGAAUGUAUUCGGGAAAUUUGUUGACUGCUGGUGGGUGGACUAGAAUUUUAUGAGCCCCUCGUAAAUUCCGAACCCCAUGCUCAUUUUCAGACGGAGCAAUCUACAACUCGUCAACUCCUCGAACUUCAGUCGACAUGAUUCGCAAAGAAUCCGAAGUCAGCAGUGUUGUCGAAUUUCAGCUGGCUGUUCCAACAACUCUGAAAAUCACUCAAGAAAAGCCGAACAUUCUGAAUCGAAUUCUGAAAUUGUUCCGACAAUCUGAUGAUUCUUUUCAUACAAGUAGUCCACAAAGACGAUUGAAAUUGAUGCAAUGCGAGACAAGUGCGCUCUAUUGA